This is a messenger RNA of Lutzomyia longipalpis, 999 nucleotides long. RefSeq names its product enoyl-[acyl-carrier-protein] reductase, mitochondrial-like. The transcript has a single exon. The record is from RefSeq and is a predicted model, not a curated record. Bases 1 to 999 code for a protein of 332 amino acids. Lineage: Eukaryota; Metazoa; Arthropoda; Insecta; Diptera; Psychodidae. Gene Ontology annotation, biological process: fatty acid metabolic process. Gene Ontology annotation, molecular function: trans-2-enoyl-CoA reductase (NADPH) activity. Gene Ontology annotation, cellular component: mitochondrion.
AUGGAUCAGGAAGUUCGUCAAUUGUCCCAUUUGCAAUUUGGGCCACCACAGGAGGUGGUACAGCUCGAGAGGAAAACCCUCACGCAGGAGUUGCAGGAGACGGAGAUUUUCCUCAAAAUUCUCGCAUCUCCCGUCAAUUCAGCUGAUCUUAUCACAAUCACGGGCAAGUAUGCCAUCACCCCACUCCUUCCGUGUGUUCCUGGCAAUGAGUGCGUAGCUCGUGUUGAGAAGAUCGGAAGUGCCGUGCGGGAUCUUGCUGUUGGGGAUCUUGUUGUACCCUUUCGUAGUGGUCUGGGGACAUGGCGCUCCCAUGGGAUCUUCAGUGCAUCCGAUUGGUUCCGUAUACCCCCAAGCAUGGACACUGUGGCAGCUGCUACCCUCACGGUGAAUCCCCCAACAGCCUACCGGAUGCUGCGGGAUUUUGUGGCGCUCAAACCCGGUGAUACAGUCCUCCAGAAUGGGGCCAACAGUGCUGUGGGGCAGCUUGUUGCACAGCUAUGCCGCAAAUGGGGCAUAAACUGUGUGGGCGUUGUACGUGCACGCCCAGACAUUGAUGCCCUCAAGACGAAACUCAAGGCGGGCGGGGCAACGGAAAUCUACACCGAAGAGGAGUUUGCCAAGACGGAAGUCUUCACGGAUAGUCUCCCAGCCCCGAAGUUGGCACUCAAUUGCGUCGGCGGGGAAAGUGCGGAAAAUCUUCUCAAUGACCUCGCACACGGUGGGUACUUUGUCACCUACGGAUGCAUCUCGAGGCGCGACAUAACCAUCCCAUCUUCCGUCUUCAUCUACCGCGACAUCAAGUGCUGCGGCUUCUGGCGCACAAACUGGACACGCGAGAAUCACGGGAAUCCCGAACGUGUGCGCAUGCUGGAGGAGAUUGUUGCCAUGUACCAGGCGGGUGAUCUCACAGCUCCUGAUGCCGAAAUGAUUCCCAUUGAGAACUUCCAGACUGCCCUCGGGGGUGUCCAGGGGAAGAAAUGUAUUAUUACUUAUGAAUAA